AUGAUAAACAUCACGUCGGUCUUUUCACGGCAUUUAGUGCGUCACCAGCCUCGAUGGGUUUCCAGCGUCCAAGUCACACGACACGACACGAAUAAUGUCCCUGAUCUUCAUAUUACACCUCUUGCUGCACAAAAAUUGAUUGAAGCUGCGAAGCGACAAAAGACUAAUAAUCUGAUGCUACGCGUCGCAGUGGAGGGUGGCGGUUGUUCUGGCUUCAAGUACGUGCUCGAGUUCGAGAAGGACGCGAGACCAGACGAUGAAAAGGAUGUGGUUAUUGAGCAACACGGCGGACGUGUUGUCGUGGAUAAGGAGUCACUGGAACUCAUUCGAGGCAGCACCGUGGACUUUGAACAGGAGCUCAUUCGUAGUGCCUUUGCUGUAGUCAAUAACCCCAAUGCAGUCAGUGGUUGUGGCUGUGGCACGUCCUUUGACCUCAAGGAGUAA
Molecule: messenger RNA, 444 nt
Organism: Peronospora farinosa
Lineage: Eukaryota; Oomycota; Peronosporomycetes; Peronosporales; Peronosporaceae
Source: the annotation of a GenBank genome assembly